UAAAACAGUAUCGAACUAUAUUACCAUUAAAUACUACCUCAACAACAACAACAACAACAUUGACUACCAGUGCCGACACCACUACUAUCGCAACCACUGAGAGGUCCGUCCGCUGUCAGCACUCGGGUUGCGAACUACUGUUCAAAACGACAUUCACAAUGAAAGACCACUACAAUCGUAUUCAUCGAUCGGAUACCUAUGAAUGCCAAUGGCCAGAGUGUACGGCGGGUCGUUUUAGCUCACGUCGCGAGCUCAAGGUUCACGUUGACCGACAUAUGGACAAACAGAAUACGUUAGGCAAACUUAAGUCGGCACUGGCCAGUGGACAGUAUACACUACGGCCGAAUAGUUCAAAUCAUAAUAACUGCAAUAAAAUGUAUUCCGCCGUUAUCGCUGCGAAUAGCAAUGAAAAAUUGGGCUUCAAGUGCAAGCAUGGGGACUGCAAUUUUAAUCAUAUCUACCAGUACCUGAUGAGACAACAUUACGCUACACACUACACCAAAACCAACAACAACACCAACAAUGGUAGUCAAUACCAGUGCGAUAUUUGUGGCAAAACGUUUGCCCUUAAGAUCUAUGUUAGACACCAUCAGAAUAAAUAUCAUCGAAAGCUAAGACAGAAGUCGAAGUCGAAGCCGAGACUUAAGAAUAAUUCCGAUAAAACAAUUGUUGUACAAAACAAUAGAAAAUUGCGGCCAAAAACCAGUAGUCGUAGUCAUCGAUCAUCGGCUCAGAGACCACUUGCAGAGUCACAAACUACUACUACCAGUGCCAACAAAGUUACUAAUAAUAAUAAUAGUAAUAAAAGAAAACGGUAUUCAUUGCGUACAAAACUAAAGCCAAAAAUACCGGCAACAGUGGUAUCGUCGUCGUCACCGAAACAACAGAGUAGUCCGAAAAAAGUGGACAACGAUAACGGUGGUGGUGGCGGCGGCUACAGCUGGAAGUGUCGACACAAUAACGGCAACUACAGGUGCUCCAAGACAUUCACCAGCAGUGCAUUGCUUGAAAAACAUAAGACAGAGGAACAUAUGAUGAAUAGUAGUCCAGUCAUGGUAUCAUCGGUUCCGCCGCCGCCCACUCCGGCACUGGCAUGCAAUUGGAAGGGCUGUACAAAACGUUUUGACAGCCAAACAGAACUUCAUUUACAUCGACGUUCGCAUAACCGUAGCUCACGACUGACCUAUCAGUUGCGUACCGAUAAACCGUUGGCCCGAUCGCGACAGCUGUCGUUGGCUGACCCGAAACGGUCGCCGUCAUCAUCAUUAUCGACGGCGGCGGCGGUGGCGGGAACACUGAAGGGCCGAUAUCGUUGUGAUUACGAGGGCUGCAAUAAAAGUUAUGCAUUCAAAGAGACACUCUAUUUACACUCGAAAAGCCAUAAAAAUAAUAACUAUAAUCUGAGAAAAUAG
Oppia nitens is the source of this 1412-nucleotide messenger RNA. RefSeq lists its product as uncharacterized. Gene Ontology annotation, biological process: regulation of transcription by RNA polymerase II. Gene Ontology annotation, molecular function: DNA-binding transcription factor activity, RNA polymerase II-specific; RNA polymerase II cis-regulatory region sequence-specific DNA binding. NCBI's taxonomy places the organism in Eukaryota, Metazoa, Arthropoda, Arachnida, Sarcoptiformes, Oppiidae. The transcript has 2 exons. Gene Ontology annotation, cellular component: nucleus. The coding region runs from base 159 to 1412 and encodes 417 amino acids. The record is from RefSeq and is a predicted model, not a curated record.